Molecule: messenger RNA, 11176 nt
Organism: Columba livia (rock pigeon)
Lineage: Eukaryota; Metazoa; Chordata; Aves; Columbiformes; Columbidae
Gene: FUT9
Product: fucosyltransferase 9
Exons: 2
Coding region: 966-2198 (410 amino acids)
Cellular component (GO): membrane
Molecular function (GO): alpha-(1->3)-fucosyltransferase activity
Source: RefSeq, a predicted model, not a curated record
UCAAGGGUAAAGAGUUGAGAGUCAGCUUUUGGUGUGCUUGUUUAUUUGUCAUAUUUGAUUUUACAGGUCUCCUGUUUACACAAUGCACUUAGAGCUGUUGUUUCUCUCAUAAUAAUGUUAAAAUAAUUACUCUGAUCCUAAAUAAACAUCUGGCAAGUCCUUUAGAUUUCAGGAGCAGGCUUGAAAGACUGUUUUUAAGAGCUACUCUGGUGUAUGGUUUGUUUCUGUACAGUCAAUGAUUAUCGUACUCUAUAUGCUUUCCUCUUGUUUACCGCCUUUUUUCCCUACCGCAGCACGGUUUUGUUCCCUCCUGCCGGGUGGGAAAAAAAAGAAAGAAAAGGGAAGAACAGGACAGGCAAGCGCUACCAGCUCUUUUCCCCUCAGGGUUACGGGGGGAGCGAGAAAGCGGGGCUGGGGACUUCCUGCCCUUCAGAGGAGCAGGUCGCCCUUCCCGGAGGUGGGAGGCGAGGGGCGCCGCGGGGACGCGCCGCCGGGGCAGCAGCGUGUCCGCGCCCACCGGCGCUGCCUGCGACCCCGCCGCGGCCCCGGAGGGCUCUGGGGUCACCCUGCGGCGGAGGAUGGGGUGGGGAGAACUGCGGGGGUCAUCGCUGCUCCGCGGCCGGGGCAGCCGAGGGACGGAGGGAUGGCGGGAUGGAUGGAUGAAGGAUGGAGGGAUGGAAAGAUGGAGGGGUGAAUGAUGGAGGGAUGGGCGGACUCGGGAUGCAGGGAUGAGAAUGGAGGGAGAAGGGAUGGAAGAGCGAAAAAAUGAGGACCGAGGAACGAAUGGUUGAAGGGCCGACGGACGGAGGGCUGGAAGAGCUAGCGCCCGCGCUUCUCAGCUGCUCCCCCUCCGCUGCGCGCUCCCGCUCCGCUCCCCGCCCUCCCCUCCACCACCGCGCGUGCCCGCGCCCGGAGCUGACUCUCCCUCGCAUCCUCCUCCGGCAGCGGCGGCGGCAGCGCCGGGGAUGGGCAGCGAGAGCGCGCCCAGGAGCAGCCCGGGCCCCGCCGCUCACCCCUGCUCCCGCGACCGCUGCUGCUCCUGCCCCGCCGCCCCCCGCGCCCCGGGGGCAGCGCCGCCGCCGCGCUACCCGCAGUCUCCGCCUCGGACGGAACAAAUUAUGACAUCGACAUCUAAAGGAAUUUUCCGGCCAUUUUUUAUUAUCUUCAUUGUCCUUGGUUGUUUCAUGGCAUUUAUAUUAAUUUAUAUCAAACCAACAAAUAGCUGGAUCUCUGGUCCUAUAGAAUCAGCCAGCUCAGUUUUGAAAAUGAAGAGCUUCUUUUCUUCUAAAACUGAUAAUCUUAAUGAGACUACUAUUUUGAUCUGGGUUUGGCCAUUUGGUCAGACAUUCGAUCUAACAUCCUGCCAAACGAUGUUCAAUAUCCACGGGUGCCAUCUGACUAUUGACCGCUCACUAUAUAACAGAUCCCAUGCUGUUCUCAUCCAUCACAGGGACAUUAGCUGGGAUCUGACUAAUUUACCUCAGCAAGCCAGGCCACCAUUCCAGAAGUGGAUUUGGAUGAAUUUGGAGUCUCCAACUCAUACUCCACAAAAGAGUGGCAUUGAACACCUCUUUAACCUGACCCUGACUUAUCGGCGUGAUUCAGACAUUCAGGUGCCUUAUGGCUUCAUGAUGGUCGGCACAGGUUCCUUUACAUUUGAAGUGCCAAGUAAGGAAAACUUGGUCUGUUGGGUUGUAAGUAACUGGAACCCUGAGCACGCUCGAGUCAAGUAUUACAAUGAGCUUAGCAAAUAUAUUGAAAUCCAUACCUAUGGACAAGCGUUUGGAGACUACGUCAAUGAUAAAAAUUUGAUUCCAACUAUCUCCACUUGCAAAUUCUACCUUUCCUUUGAAAAUUCAAUCCACAAAGAUUACAUUACUGAGAAACUUUAUAAUGCUCUUCUGGCCGGAUCAGUACCAGUUGUAUUGGGCCCUUCCAGAGAAAACUAUGAGAAUUACAUUCCAGCAGACUCUUUCAUACAUGUGGAAGAUUUUCUCUCCCCAAGAGAGCUGGCAGAAUAUCUUCUGAUGCUUGACAAAAACAACAAGAUGUACCUUAGUUAUUUCAACUGGAAGAAGGAUUUCUCAGUGCAUCUUCCUAGGUUCUGGGAAUCACAUGCAUGUCUUGCUUGUGAUCAUGUGAAAAGACACCAGGAAUACAAGUCUAUUGGAAAUUUAGAAAAAUGGUUUUGGAAUUAAUUUAUGUGUGUGUACAUGUGUGCACUUUUUUGAAGAAGCCAGAAGAAACUUCAGUCCAAGUGGAGAGGAAAGGAAAAGAGGAAAAAAAAAAAGAAUGAAAAAGGAAAAGAGAACCUUGUGUCACGGUUUUAUCAGUUAUCCUCUCUUGGCUAUCCUAUUUAUAUUUUAUAAGAGAUUUUAAGAGAUCAUCAGAAGUCAUCAAUACUCAGUUUUAAAUUAUACUGUACAUACUAAUUAUGUGCACUGAAGAAUAUUUGAUUGUUUACUAUAAUUUUUAAACAAAAUUUUCCACUUUUUCUGUGAAAUAUGUCCCAGUCUUACACUUAAGGUAGCCAUUUUAACACUUCUCUUUUUUUAUUUUUAACAUUACAUUUAAUUUUAACCUAUUUGGAAAAUGAGGACACAACUUUUAAAUGCCAGAGAAAAUUUUAAGAACAUAAUUUGCUGAAAUGUGUGGAAUAUUUCAAAAAGCAUUAAAGUUUUCUAUGGUUCACCUUACAUUUUAAGAACACAGUAAAGUUCAAUACUUAUCAUUAUUUCAGUGUGACCAAUUGCACCCCUUUUUAAGGGUGAUGAAUCUAGAAAUAUAAUUUUUAAAAGGUAUUACAAUAGUAGACAGUCUUUGUUUCUAAAAAGAUGUUUCUAACAAAUAGCUCCAUCAAGUUACUUUAGGAAUAUUUCUGUUCUUACCCUCUGAAGAGUAAAGAAAUCAGACAGAGAGAAGAUGAACAACCUUAGUGACCAAAGCCCAGGUUCAUCCAAUCUUUGAGAGUAUUUAAAGGCAGCAUAUCCUUAAGACUCAUCGUGUCUCAAGUAUGGUUUACCUGAACCAGGGCUGUAAGUGGUGUUAUACAGAGAUAAACAGAUUUUUAACAUAGGCAUUUGAUUACAUCAGCCUCAUGCACUGAAUUCAGCUGGGAAUAAUGAAUUUUUAGAAAUAGCUUGUUGCAAAAUUUUAGCAAUUUCUCUCAUAUAAUUUCUUCAAUAAUUGUGAAUUUAUUGCCAAUUCUGUAAAGAUCUGUUGAACUUUAAUUGUAGCAGAACAACUUGCUGUUAUGGCUCAUGAAUUUGGGGGGGAAAAAAAAAAAGUUUAUUUUAUGAAAGAAAUGUGCUGAAAUUCAGUAAACAAGUUAUCAGGCUGACAUAUUCAACAAUUCAACUCAAUUAGAUGAUUUGUUGUUUUUUUAAAGAAAUAUUUUAUGUGACAGGCAUAAACAUGAAGAGCACCAGUUGCUAUAAAUAUUUGAAUAUAUAAAUAGGUUCCUAAGUAUUAAAUCUGCUCUGAUAACAAAUACAUAAAUGUGAUAUUGUCAUGAUUGUUUAAAAUGUCUGCUUUUAAUGUUUGUCAUUUGAUUUUAUUAUUUUUUUCUUUCAGCUAAAACUUAAAUACCUGAUUGCUAUGUAUAUUCAUAUGUACAAAGUUGUUUUAUAUAACAUAAGUGUAUGGAUAUUUUGGUAUCAAAUGAAAGUCAAUUAGCUUGCUUUUUCAGGUCAAAACCUUACAAAUCAUAACCUCUACUGAAAAAAAAAAACCUGUAAAUACUUCGGCUUAUGUGAUAUAUGAGACCCUGAUCAAGCAAAAUUGUUGAUCAAGUACUUAAGAUUAAAAUUUCAGACAAAAAUAUUGCUGAAGUAAGAGAAUAAGAGAGUUAAACAAUGAUAAACAUUUAGUAAAAGAUAAGGUGACUUGUCAGAUUUAUUAUUUUUUUUACCCCAGGCUGGAACAGAAAUACAGAAGGCUGUAAAAGUAAUGAAGUUAUAUUUCUAAAACAGGAAACUCCACAGAAAGUUCAUGCUCUCCUUAUGACUUCAAAAGCUGUUUUCUUAUCCAGAUAUUUAUUUAUAUUAUUUAUUGCUGUAUUUAAAGGCUACUUUGCAAUAUACUGUGAACCUCCUAAAUUCACCAGCAUUACAGUAUGAAACAAGAUGAGCUUACCUUGCAAAUUCAUGCAAUAUAAUGAAAUGCAGUCUUCUAAAAGCAAAGCACUGACAUGGAUAUAAUGUGAGCAGUAUUUCUAUCAUUUUGAAGGCAAGUGGUUAUUGCCUACAGUCCGUCCUGUAGGACAUCAUGCCUUUUGUUUUCAGGAAGGCUAUGAAAUUCUCGGUCACUGAAUAUGUCACUACUUUGGCUGGAUAAUCUGAUUCCCUUGAUGCUGGAAUUUGGAAGUUCUUUGCAUUGAUCUCAGUGGAAGUACAUUCACCCCUUCGUGAAUGUGCACAGUUUUCAUUCCUCAUUUCAGAUAGUGAGAAUUGUGCUGUGUUUUACAAGGUCUUAUGUCAAAUCAGACUGGUUUCUUGGCAUAAAGACAGCCUAUAAAUUGUUAUAUUAAUAACAAGUAAGCACAAUAAUAAGAUAUAUGACCUGUAACUACAAAUAUCAGUCUGUGUAUACACAGGAAUGUUUUGAGAUAUGUGCUAAAUUUUAAGGCUGUAAGUAAUGUAAUAUCUCUGUGAACACUGAAUCCAGCCAGCAUGGCUAAUCUUGUGCUGAAUUUUAAGAAAUGUGAAGGUCUUUUGAUGGAACUGGAAAGAGAAUUGUUCUCUUCACAGAAACUCCACACAAGGCUUAUACACUUUGCAUUCAGGAUAUGUUGCUAAAAUUGUUUCAAAUAUUUAAAAAAAAAAAAAAAAAAAAGGAGAAGAUAAAUCUAAUCCAGAUUGAAAUGACCAAGAAUCAAAGAAUCAUGACCAAAGCCUGUACAAAAGACAUGACCCUAAUGCGUCACUUCUUGAAGAGUAUGGGCUUGGAACAUAAGUGAGCCAACCAUUUCAAGGUUGUCUGGAGGUAUCAAGCCUUAAGCAGUUCUGGAUGUAAAGAGCUUUGCAGACAGAAGAUGAAGCAUCUUCAGGCAUGUUCAGCCAAUGUGGUAAACCAUGUAAAGCAAUGGAUGUAAAACAUCUGGACUCCAUGCAUGCAUAAAGGCAGUGUACCCAGACCUACACAUCUAACUCACACAAGAUUGAUUCCAGUCUAUGUAUAGCAUAAAGCAUUGUGAUGUCAAUGAGUUACCCUACAUGAACAGCAUGCAUAAAUGGACUCAAAUAGCAAAUCACUGUGAAGGAGAAUGGUUAAAACCAAUUAAUUAUGGUAGUAUAAAUUACACGGAAUUAGUUAAAAUAGAGAACAAGGUAUGAUUAGUGCCUUGGUACCUCUGGCAAAAGAAUAUACUUGUACUAGAAAGAUGAGAAAUCACAGAAUCUUAGGGAUUGGAAGGGACCUCGAAAGAUCAUCUAGUCCAAUCCCCCUGCCAGAGUAGGAAAACUUAGAUGAGGAAUGUGUCCAGGUGGGUUUUGAAUGUCUCCAGAGUAGGAGACUCUACAACCUCCCUGGGCAGCCUGUUCCAGUGUUAUGGCACCCUCACUGUGAAGAAGUUUCUUCUCAUACUUAAGUGGAACCUCCUGUGUUCCAGGUUGCACCCAUUGCCCCUUGUCUUAUCACUGGUUGUCACCAAGAAGAGCCUGGCUCCAUUCUCAUGAUACUCACCCUUUACAUAUUCAUAAACAUUAAUAAGGUCACCCCUCAGUCUCCUCCAACUUAAAGAGCCCCAGUUCCCUCAGCCUUUCCUCAUAAGUGAGACGCUCCACUCCCUUAAUCAUCUUUGUCGCCCUGCGCUGGACUCUCUCCAGCAGUUCCCUGUCCUUCUUGAACUGAGGGGCCCAGAACUGGACACAAUAUUCCAGAUGUGGUCUCACCAGGGCAGAGUAGAGGGGAAGGAGAACCUCUCUCCACCUACUAACCACGCCCCUUGUAAUACACCCCAGGAUGCCAUUGGCCUUCCUGGCCACAAGGGCACAGUGCUGGCUCAUGGUCAUCCUUCUGUCUACCAGGACCCCCACAUCACUUACCCCUACGCUGCUCUCUAACAGGUCGUUCCCCAACUUAUACUGGAACCUGGGGUUGUUCUUGCCCAGAUGCAAGACUCUACACUUGCCCUUGUUGUAUUUCAUUAAAUUUUCCCCGCCCAACUCUCCAGCCUGUCCAGGUCCCGCUGGAUGGCAGCACAGCCUUCUGGCAUGUCAGCCACUCCUCCCAGCUUGGUGCCAUCAGCAAACUUGCUGAUAGUACACUCUAUUCCCUCAUCCAAGUCAGUGAUAAAUAUAUUGAAUAAUACUGGCCCCACUACUGACCCUUGAAGCACUCCACUAGAUACAGGCCUCCAGCUAGACUCUGCCCCAUUGAUUACAACUGUCUGGAUUCUUUCCUUCAGCCAGUUUACAGUCCACCUCACUACCUGAUCAUCCAGUCCACACUUCCAAAUCUUCACAUCUUUCACACCACAUCUUACUAUUUUCUCAACAAUUGUAUUUCAGGCAUUCAGUUUAUUUUAUUUGCCAGUCCACAAUAAUCUGGCACAUGCACUUGUCACAAGUUAAAUUGUCAGUCACUGAAGACAAAGAGUAAUCAUUAUUCUCAAUUUUACAAUGGCUUCUUUUUGAUGUUUUUAGCCUCUCUGUCAUGCACUGAGCUACCGACAUUGCUGCCUUUCUCAGUGCGGAAAAUAAGACCCAAACCAGAUAAAAUACUAACUGCAGAUGUAUUGCUACCCCACUGAAUGCGAACAGACAUCAGACAAAACUGGCAGCAGAUCCUUUUAAAGCAGAGUUGUAAUUUUAUUUCACAGACACUCAAUGACCACAGCAGCUCUUGCUCAGUGUGAGAUCUCCAUUCCUUAGCAAAUCCUGGUUGCCCAUUUCUUUGAAUACCUCUUGCCAUCCAAGGUGUCUGUAUUCUCAAUGAACAAGCAGCUUGAGCAAGGCCCGCAGAAUGUGUGAGACACAACCAGCAACAUAUUUGUCUUUCAAGAAACAGAUCAAAUAAAAUGAAAGUUGGACUGAGACAGCAUGAAUGUGGGGAUUUGUAGAGUUCAUGCAGGCUGAGCAAGAUACAGGAAACUGGCACUACUAAAUACAGUAAACAGAUACUUACUGUUUCUAGUUUGUUUCUCAAACGGGGCUUUAAAAAAAAUAAACGUAACAAGUAAUUUUCUCACAUCUGUAAUCAAGCAAGCUUCAGUUAAAUAAACAAAAACUGUUGCUGAUUUUUCAAGUAUGGGACUCCCACUAACCUUCUAUAAUCUCUUUUAUUAGAUAAAAAAUAACAUUCAGGGGGAGGAGUGAAGUCUGUCAGUAAGAUAAUCAUAUUUCUGAUCUGACUUCAAAAAUCUAUUCUUAUUUUUUCUUUAUUGAUUUUGAAACAAAUCUUCACGUCCUCUGGCAACAAUACUUCCUGAACUUGAUUCAAGAAAGACCUUAAGCACAUGCAUAUGACCAUGAGAUUCGAGCACGUGCUUACAUUUAAGAACAUCUCAAAUGUUUUAAUGCAUUGGAGCUUCAAACAGUAUGCUUUCACUGCCUUUGGGAAUCAUACUACUGAGGACAGUCUAUAAUCAAACAGAGGUCAAUUUGUGUGGCCUCUUUUGCACCACAUGUGUCCAUCCUGUGAGUGGACUGGCCGCUCCACACUGAAAACUGUUUGCACUAAUUCUGGCAUAGUGUCCAUCCAUUACACCUUGGCUCUACUCUUCUGCUUCAGCGUACUGUACGUGCCACCAUUGCCUCAUGCCCCCACUCAGCUUGGCACCCACCACACUGCCUGCCUGUGCUGUGCGAGGGGAGUGAACUUGUAUGUGGUGUAAGGAGGGGAGAGGAGCUGAGGCUUGCUGAGAUUUUGAGGGCUGUUUUAGGAAUAAACAUAAAACCUGGUCCGUGUGUGCAUCCUUUUAAUCUGGACUGAGUGUGUCCUAGGGAGGGUCAGUCUCAGCUGUCCCUGAUUUUCCUCUUGAAUGAAAAUAUUUGGUUUAAUCUAGAUGAGACUCUGUGAGCAAACAACUGUGUGUGCAAAGUGGGAACAAGAGAUGUGUCUGUGCAGGCCGACAAGGAGGCUUCUGAUCUAGUUAAACCUAAUGGUGAAAGUUAAUCAAAUACUUUAAGUGUUUCCUUGGUCAAAACUAGUACAUUAUUCCAAAGAGAGUCCAGAGGAAAUAUUUGUUUAUCUACUAGUUGGUGGGUUUUUUCAUUAAUAUUGGCAGAGAGUUCUGUUUUGUUUGUUUUUAAUAUAAGUGAUUUUUAAAUGUUAGAAAUCAAUCAAUAUGAUUCAUACAAAAUAAUUAUUUCAGCUUCCUCUUUCACUCCUUACUCAGCCAAAUCUUCCAUUGGAGUGAGCUGGUGAUUUGGGAAAUUCCCAUACAAGUAGUACAGGAAUGAGUAGAGUAGAAUGGCUGGGGUAAAACCCAACCUUCUUAUUCAUGGAUGUUUACUUUCUAAUAUUUGAAGAACUAGUUCUAGUACUAUAGGCAAUUCUACCUUCAGAGGAUCAGUGUAAAAUUUGUACUGGUUAGGUAUAUUCAUAAAAGGUAAAGAAAUGCCAAGAAAUUUAUUAAAUAAACCAUGCAGUAGUAAUUUUAAUUCAUGGCACAAAUGCCACAGAGUGAUACAGAUGAUAAAAUCAUAAACUCAUGAGAAAUAAUUAGGCCUAGAGACAUCACCCUGCAGUUUUCAUAUAGGAAAAAGUCACUUCAUUACUCUACUGGAAAGGUAAUUACUUGAGAAUCUUUUAUGUCACCAUAUUCUCUACGCAAUUAACUGAAACCAACAGUCUCUGUGCAGUGAACAGUUAAGAGAUUUACUCAUGUGGCAGAAAACCUUUCACCUCCAGGUUAAUAGCCUGAAUUAUGAGUAGGUUGGUCCAGAUCGCUGUCUGGCAACCUCUGGUAGAUGACUUGGUGACCACAGUCAGGGUUCUCAUUCCUGCUUUCAGCCAAGGAGGCAAAGAACUGACCUGAGACUCACCUGACACCUUCUGUGCAUAUUUUGGCAGCCUGUACCAUGCCUGUUUAUGAUUACGCAGAAGACGUUGCUGUUCCACACAAUAAGGGUAUUGGCAUUUUUUUGAAGUAUGAUGCCAGUCUGUACAAAUGAAGUAUUCAUGCAUGGGGGAACUCUUCAUUAAUAUUCUUAAGUAAAUAAUUAGUAAGAAAAUUAUUUAAUAAUUGCAAGUUGGCAGCAAAAGCAAUUGGUUUUUUAUUCUUAUAUGAGCUAGUCCAGUGGAAAACAGGCCUUGAUGAAACCUUAUCCCCCUGACUUGGUACAGCCUGUUUGGAUCCAGAUACAGGGAUAUGCAUGACGGCAAAAUUUGAAAGGGAUAAAGUAAACCAACACUGUUUGGCAAAUAAAUUAACCACAAAAUCUGCACUUUAUUUUAUAGCACACAUGUUCUAAGAGAUGAGAUUAAAAAGUUUGGAAAGUAAACUCCCUUGGUGCAAUGUAGUGUUCUAAAGAUUCAGUGGAUAUACUGAAGAGAAGGCAGUGAAAAGCUUUUCCAUCUGCACAAAAUCCUAAUGUGCCAAACUGUUUCCAAUGAAUGAAAAAAACAGUUAAAUAUGCUGACUUUUUAUUAGGAUUUGCAAAAUCUUCUAUUAACGCACUGUAAUUUUGCACUAUUUUGUAAGAAAAGAAAAAAGGAAAAAGAAAAAAGGAACUGAAAAAGAAACAGAAAAAGAAAUCUAAAAAUAGAUGCCAAAUGUAUAUUUUGUAAAAUACUAUUUUUCUUACAUAAAGUGUCAUCACAUUGUGAAUCUGUGUUAUUGUAAACUGUGAAAAAAUGUGAUGUAGUCUUGUGACACAGCCUUCCAAGGGCCAUUUCUAACACACAGAUUAGUCACCUGGACUUGUUUAUAUGAAACAUAUUCAUAAUCUGAGAUCACUUUUAUACUUAUUUUUUGUAGACUAUUUUUCCACAUUUACAACACAACUGUUAUUUUAUAUCAAACAUUAAUUUUGAUUUAAAAUAUUAUUUGUGUAGGUGGGUGGGUAUCUUAAAUGUGCCAGAGAUUCAAAACUGUAACAAAGAUAAUUCAGAAAUUAUUCUUUGCCAAACUGUAAUGCUACUGAAAUCAAAGACAUUUUGUGGAAUAAGCAGACAAACUGUCAAUAAAUGAUAGUUUCUAUUCCAUGAUAAUGAUGUUAAUGUUACAUUUGCAAGGAUAAAUGCCUGUAGUUAUGAGCUGCAUUUCCCUUCUGUCUUUCUGUAUGUUGCGGAAAGGAAACUGGGUGGCAUAGCUGAGCGACAUCAAUAUUCAGCCACUCACAUAAUAUGCCAUGGACUUGACCUCUGAAAUAUAGUGGUGAAAACUAGGAAAAAAAAACCUAAACUGCCUGUCCUAAUUCAAACUCACUUUCUUUGGUGGGUCAUGUGAAAAGACUCUUCGAGCAAGAUCAGGACCAAAGUCCCUUUCUUGUGUUCUUGAGCUUACAGAUAUAGCAUUGAGUGGGAUCUGAUACGAACCCUUGCUUCAUGCUCUCAGAGAGCUAAUGAUAGUCCUUGUAUUGACAAAUUAAGCUUUUAUGUUUUAUAUAGUAUAUAUAUAAUGCAUAAAUUCGCGUGUAAGAAAUAGUAAUCAUGCAAAAGUGAAUUUUCAUAAAAAUAAUGAAAAUCAUUCUUACCUGCAGGCACAUUUUAAGAUGCCAUGUUAAAAGGAGAUCUUGUAAAAAGCUGUUUUUUAUUUAUUAGUGAUUGUAUAUUUUUCCCCAUGAACUAGACAUUUUAUAACAGGGAUUCUACUAAGCUGUUUCUUUGUUCCCUUUGAACAAUAUCAUCACUCAGAGAUGCAUCUGAAAAAUGUAGAGGUUCGAUCACUUAUGUUUUUCAGUAUUUUUUUAAUUUGAUGUUGUUAAACUUUUUCUGAUUACCUAUAGCUAUAUUCAGAGUUUUCAACACAAUUUGACUGCAGUCAGAAGAUACCUACUGUGUGAAACUACAGGUAACUGUAACUAUUUCAAGGACUUUCAUCAUUUCUGGGAAAAUUAAUAUUUCAGAACUCUGAUUAUAAGAAGGUUAACAAGCAGCUCACUGACUUAUUUAUCGAGCACUGGAAUUCUCCCCAAAGGAUAAACACUGAAUUAUGUAAAUAAUAGUGCUCUAUAUAAGCCUAACAAAUUAUUGUAAUAGGUAUAUUUAAAAUAAAAAGAGAACAUUCUAA